Messenger RNA from Aspergillus steynii IBT 23096, 936 nucleotides. RefSeq names its product oxidase ustYa family protein. Lineage: Eukaryota; Fungi; Ascomycota; Eurotiomycetes; Eurotiales; Aspergillaceae. The record is from RefSeq and is a predicted model, not a curated record. Gene Ontology annotation, biological process: mycotoxin biosynthetic process. The transcript has 3 exons. Bases 1 to 936 code for a protein of 311 amino acids.
AUGUCUUCUAAGGACAACCCACCCUGUCAGUCCGUACCAGCAGCAAGCCAGGACCUUGAGAAAUGUCGAGAGGCUUCUCUUGAAACCGAGGAUGGAGCUUCCACUUCCCCCAGUUCAUUCAUCUAUCGAGACAGGGAGACAUCGCAGGUCGAUCUAUGGUCCCAUCCAUCGCCGUCAAAGACAAAUUCCCUUCAUCUAUACCGCCGUCUAUCCUUUCACCUUGUCGUCACAAACACUGUUACCCUCCUAUUCGCUCUCUGGAUCCUAUAUCUCUAUCGCGAGUGUCUCCAGCGAGGAUGCCAGUACCAGAAGCCUAGAUCCGAGAUACGAGGCGUAGCAGAGAUUCCGGUGGAAUGGACGACACGCAAGUUUCGCACCGGAGUCGAAGAGGGAGGACUCACGGAUUUCAUCGGAGGUUGGAACGAGCAUACAAAUGCUGCCUGGGAUACAAUUCUCGACGCUGGACUCAUCAAGCUCACGGAAGACCAAGCAAAGAGCCUCCCCUACAACACGACUAGAAACCCACAAGAUCCCUCCACGUAUGUCGGCGCCCUCGAGGUCUUUCAUCAACUCCAUUGUCUGAACAAUAUCCGCCAUGGAUACUACGUCCCCGAGGCAAGGGAUCUGGUGCCCGAGCCUGGAAAGCUCCUAACUCAUGCCGGUCAGUUAUUCUUCUGCCUGAACGAUGAAACCGCGCUCACAAUUCGCUCACCCGCGUUCUGCUCUCUAGACCAUUGCUUUGAUUAUCUGCGUCAGAAUAUCAUGUGCUGGUCGGAUACUACCAUCUCAUCGCUGGCUUGGUCCACCGUCCUGGACGGUUACUAUCCUCGGUUUGACCCGGUGAAGGAAUGUCUGGAUUUCGAGCAGAUACAUGCGUGGGCGACACGGAAGGAGAAUUGGCUACCGAAUGAUCCGAUUCAUGAAAGCUCCGGCUAG